AUGUUCGCAGAUGCAGGAGUUCUGCCAGCCACUGGACCUUCCCGGUCAGAGCAGCCGGAAGCGUGUACAGGCGUGCCAAAAAGCUGGCAAGGCCCUCUCGCUCUGGAGUUCUCCUCGGGAAAGCGACGAGCUGUAUUGUCGUUGCUGGUCCGCCACCUUCGAUGCCGCACUCUCCUUGUUGGAAUGGGCAAUGCUCUCUUGGAUCGUUUGUUUGCUGGGGGUGCUCCUGGCCGUCUACAUGUCGAUCCGGCCCAAACUGCUGAGCCAGGGCCCGGCAGCACACAAAGAGGUCUUGGGCUGUGUUGGUCUCAGCGUGGUGGCCAUCAUCUGGAAGGUUGUCGGUGGCGUGGAGGAGUCUCGACUUCUAGGAGCGGUGGCCUCGUGAAAUCCAGAGCUCCGUCCCCUGCAUACAGACAGGAUCGAUGGUGUCGUGCAAGCGAAGCCGUGGUCCGCGAACAGUCUCUCUCGUUUCACGCAGUUGUCCCGGCUCCUGGUGGGCUUGCAAGCUUCCUUCGUGAGAAGAUAAAGCUGCGGAGAUGA
This is a messenger RNA of Symbiodinium necroappetens, 540 nucleotides long. NCBI's taxonomy places the organism in Eukaryota, Dinophyceae, Suessiales, Symbiodiniaceae. The record is from the annotation of a GenBank genome assembly.